This is a messenger RNA of Scatophagus argus, 2317 nucleotides long. Its product is annotated as serine/threonine-protein phosphatase with EF-hands 2-like. The coding region runs from base 126 to 2306 and encodes 726 amino acids. Gene Ontology annotation, cellular component: nucleus; cytosol. Gene Ontology annotation, molecular function: protein serine/threonine phosphatase activity; Hsp90 protein binding; iron ion binding. The record is from RefSeq and is a predicted model, not a curated record. The transcript has 19 exons. Gene Ontology annotation, biological process: detection of stimulus involved in sensory perception; negative regulation of MAPK cascade. NCBI's taxonomy places the organism in Eukaryota, Metazoa, Chordata, Actinopteri, Scatophagidae.
GCUGUAACAGGGUGGCUGGCUGGCUUGUAGAGAAAAUGAAUGACCGUGUUUCUUUAAAGGUGAAGAAGAAGUGAGAGGAGGUAAUGAAAGAAAGGUAACGUGGUCAGUGAAAGCAGCAAAAGGCCAUGGGAUGCGGCAUGGGAAAAUCAGAAGUACAGCGAAGGAAAUGUGACAAAGUGAGCAUCUCAGUUCCAGCUGCCACUGCAAUCAGAGCAGCUCUGUUGAUCCAGCGCUGGUACCGUCAGUAUGUUGCCCGGCUGGAAAUGAGACGAAGGUGCACAUGGAACAUCUUCCAGUCUAUUGAAUAUGCAGGAGAGCAAGACCAGAUCAAGCUCUACAAUUUCUUUGGCUUCUUGAUGGACCACUUUACCCCAGCAAGCAGUGAAAGAAACCUAAUAUCUCACAUCUUUCGCAAGAACGAAAUCUGUCGCGAUGUAGAAUGGGAGAGGUAUUUUUGCUACAAGAGUAUUGAGGUACCCGACAGCUACAACGGCCCCCAUCUGACCUUCCCCAUGACCUUCUGUGGGGUAUCGAAGCUUGUAGAUGCCUUCAAGCACAAACAACAGCUCCACGCGCGAUAUGUUCUUCAGCUUCUUGGAGAGACUUGGAGACUUCUAAGAAUUCUUCCAAAUAUCAAUCAAGUCUCUGCAUGCCAUACCAAGGAGAUUACCAUAUGUGGAGAUUUACAUGGACACCUUGAAGAUCUGCUGUUGAUAUUUUAUAAGAAUGGCUUGCCGUCCCCUGAGAAACCGUAUGUCUUCAAUGGAGACUUUGUGGAUCGUGGUAAAAACUCCUUAGAGAUCCUUCUCAUCCUCUUUGGAUUCCUGCUGGUCUAUCCCAAUGAUGUCCAUCUGAACAGGGGGAACCAUGAGGACCACAUUGUUAACCUGAGAUAUGGUUUCACCAAAGAAGUCUUGGGAAAAUAUAGGGUGCAUGGCAAGAAGAUCCUGAAGCUUCUCCAGAAGAUUUUCAGCUGGCUGCCCCUGGCCACAGUGAUUGAUCACAAGGUGCUGAUUGUGCACGGUGGGAUCUCUGACACAACAGACCUUGACAUGAUAGCCAGAGUGGACAGACACAAAUAUGUGUCAGCUCUCAGACCUCCCAAGCUAACGCAUCAAGCAGUCAAUGGCAGCAAGACUCAAACAAUGAACAACAGAAUCGGAGAGACCAGUGAACCAGUUGAAGGCCGACGUCGAGUGUGGUCUCUGACUUACAAGAGCUCAGCAUCGGCUUACAGGCAUGACCUCCCACGCCGCUCGCUCCACAACCAGUCUGUGAGCAGUCAGCUCAACUGGUCAGUGGAGGAAGAGCUGAAAAGGAGGCGCAGGCUUGCUGGAUUCGACCAGUCCUAUGUGGAGUUGACAAAGUCCGACUCUGACUCAGACCCAGAGCCUGGAGAAACAACAGAGAAAGACGAGCAGGAGUGGAAGCAAAUAGUGGACGUGUUGUGGAGCGACCCAAUGCCCCAAAAUGGCUGCAUCCCCAACGAGGUGCGAGGUGGAGGCUGCUACUGGGGGCCAGAUAUCACUGAGGAAGUGCUGGGAAGACACAACCUCCAGCUCCUCAUCCGCUCCCAUGAGUGCAAACAGGAAGGCUACGAGUUCUGUCACAACCGCAUGGUGCUGACUAUAUUUUCAGCAUCUAACUACUACGAGGUGGGCAGCAACAGAGGAGCCUACAUAAGGAUGGGUCAUAACCUGGUCCCGCACUUCAUUCAGUACCAGGCCAGCAGGACAUGCCGAGAGUUCACCCUGAGACAAAGCAUCGGGUGGACAGAGAGAUCAGCUCUGCAAGCUCUGAGGGAACAGCUGUUUGUACAUAAGUCAGAUCUCAUGAAUGCGUUCCAGGAGUUUGAUCCUAACAACACAGGGAUGAUCUCUCUCAGCCAGUGGGCCAGUGCCACAGAGAAUGUUCUGAAAUUGGGUCUACCCUGGAGGGUGCUGCGCCCUCAGCUUGUCAGCAACACCCAGUGCGGCAUGGUGGACUACCAACAGUGGAUAAGGGAGCUCUCCAUCACUGAACCCAAACUAGAGAUCUCAGAUAACAGUAUCCUGGAGACUAUGUACAAAAACCACUCCAACCUGGAAACCAUCUUCCGAAUCAUAGACGCAGAUCAUUCAGGUUUGAUCUCUUUCGAGGAGUUUCGUCAGACCUGGAAGCUGCUCAGCUCUCAUCUUAAGGUGGAGAUCAGUGACAAGGCCAUCGCAGAUCUGGCCCAGAGCAUCGACUUCAACAAAGAUGGCAGCAUCGAUAUCAAUGAAUUCAUGGAGGCUUUCCGGCUCGUGGACCUCUCUGCUCAUACCUGAUAGCCUGAAUC